Molecule: messenger RNA, 2806 nt
Organism: Chenopodium quinoa (quinoa)
Lineage: Eukaryota; Viridiplantae; Streptophyta; Magnoliopsida; Caryophyllales; Amaranthaceae
Exons: 8
Coding region: 1208-2539 (443 amino acids)
Source: RefSeq, a predicted model, not a curated record
UCAGCUAACCAUGAAUCCUUACAGGGCUGGGCUGGGCUCUUAUAGGGUUUAUAAUUUUUUGGCUGGACUCUUAUAGGGACUAUUUUUUUUUUUACUCUUAUUGGGUAUAUAAUUACUAGUAUUAAAAUCAAAAAUAAAUUUCCAAAGAAAUUUCCUCCUUUCUAACGUCAGUUUCAAUAAAACAAAAAAAAUUCCCUUUCAAAAUCCCCUAUUUCCCCCAAAUGAUGAACCCUAAAAAAAUUCCCAAUUCUAAAUCUUCAAUUUAUCACCUUCUUGCUUGCCGCUCUCAAUCGUUGAUUCCGUCAUAUCAUUUCAAUUACCAAGGUAUGUUGUUCGAUUUCGCUCAAUUCUUCUCGAUCAUAUUCAAGUAGUACAUUUUAAUUUCUUUUUUCAAUUAUUUUGAUUUGUUUCAUCUGGAAUUUGUAUGUUUUUGUGAUUUUCAUUAUUAAUGAGAAGAUUAAUGUAGUUUCCUAUGCAAUUUGUAUGUUUCUUCUAUUGCUAAUUUUGUCAAUUUAGUUUAGUUUGAAAUUAGGAGCUCUGUUUAAUAGAUCUGCAAUGAAAUUUGGUUGCGGCUGAAUGAUUAUUUCACCUUUUUAAGAUUCUUUUUGCUAAGUUGAUGUUGUUCAAUAAUAGGUGGUUUUCAAUAGUUUUUCUAGCUUUGCUUUUUAUCCUAAUGUGUUCGAUAACAUUAUAAAAUUGGAAACAAACUAUUUGUUUGCUAUUUUGAAUGUUCCUUGUUGAAUGAUUUGCUGGUUUCGUGUAAACGAGUUGCCGAACCUACUGCGUAACAUUGUUUUCGCCUUUUGAUCAUGAAUUCAUUAGAUUUUUGUUCGGAAUUCGUAAUAUUUUCGACCUUUUUAAAUUUUAAUCGUCAAGUUAUAAUUUUUGUUCAAAAUCCUACUUGGGUUUUCCUUAACAUGUAAUUUGAUUGUUCAUAUUUGUAUUUUCUGGGUAUUAUAUAAUGUUUUUGGGUAUUUUUUGCUCUCACUAUUUUUGUUUGUCUUCAAUUGCUGCUAUUUAAUUUUAAUUUCGUCAUUUCAUUUUUGUUUUUGGGUAUUUAACUUUGUUUCCUUGGCACAGCACUAUGCAAUUCAGCCUAACAAGAGAUAUUGCGAAGGAACUUAACAUUCGAAAGUGACCAAUGCCAACGCUGGCCUAGUAUAUAAUUCCUCGGUCUUUGUGAAUGAAUUGAGUUUCUAGAGUGAGAAUGAUGCUGUGGAUUGAAGGAGGAGGUGGAAAAAGUGGUGACCUUUCUGCUAGUACUUCUACUGGUACAAGUACUAGUUCUAUAUACACGCUGCGGUCUCGCAAGGUAAUUAGGCAACAUGUACCCUCUGGUUUCCCAAAACGGAAGCGAAGUCGUCCCGGCAUUUUUAAACCCUCGAAAGCUCUUCUGCAAGAAAUUCACAGACUUGUGGAGAAAAAGGAACUAAAACCAUUUUGUUGCGACAUCCUAAACUUGGUUACUGAUGAUUGCCACAUGCUCUCCUCCAACUCUGACUCUGACUCUCGCUUUUCUGAGGACUUGUCUCCAGUUCAACUUGCUCAAUUUCCAUUGUCUACGGUUACUCAUCGCAGCACUCGCACUCCCAAAGUUGUUGACCGUUCUUGUAGUCGGCUUAAAGAGAAUCUUCAAGCCAAUCUUGAGUUAUAUGCUGCCAUGGCAAAGUUAGCCCUAGAAUACUACAAUUUUAAGCAGCAUACCAAUCUGAAAUUUACGGAAGUUACUGCUGCAUCAGAGGACUGGGAUUCGGAUACCGUAGAGAGAAUUCAUAUUAACUUCAUUGCUGCUUCCUCCGAUGGUGAUUUUCAGAGUCUAAUUUUUGCUGAAUUGAUAAAUGAUCCCCUCCUGCAUCCGGAUUCGUCUGGAUAUUACGUGCAAGGGUGCUGUGUGAUAGAGAAGGUUGAUUCUGCUCACUUCAACAAGCUUUGCCCUUCCCACGAAGUUCAGCAUCCUGGCCGUCGCUAUGGAUAUCGAAUUAUCUCAGGAGAUGUGUUUAAGGGUUAUAGCUUCUGGGAUUAUCAUCCCGUUGCAUAUGAGAAGCGGCCUCAUCCCAAGUUUAAGCCAUUGCCAAUGCCAUCUGCAGAAUUGGCAAUAUACGUUGCUUCUGCCAAGAAGGCAUUACACUACUUCAAUUCUAAGCAGCAGCAGCAGCAGCUUACCACAUUCAAGGACGCAGAAGCCACUGCAGGAGCUCAUUAUAUGACAGAAGAUGAUGGAACGGUUGUUCACAUCAACUUCAUGGCUCAGUCGAUGAGUGGAUCUCAGCAAGGGUUGUUCUUCGCUAUUUUGUCAAUCCCACCGUUUGACGUUGAAUGUGACUGGGACGAUUGGAAAGAGCCCUUUGUCAAUGUGGAAGGUUGUUGUCGAUUGAACAAGGCUGAUUCUGGAAAUCCGUUUGGUAGAGAUUGUAAGCUUUGCAGAAUUUUCAAUGUUGGAAGAGUUAUUCAUCCCAGUCCAAGAGAUGGUUACAUUGCUGCUGAGGGAGAUGACUUUGCUGAUUAUGAUUUUAUGAAUAUGGGCAGUGGUAUCUACUGAUGAGUAGUGGUAUCUACUGAUGAGUUUGCACGGGUGGCUUUUAUAUUUAUGUGUUGGGCAGGUGAUAUGAUUUGCAUGUGUAAAGCUUUUGGGAUAAUAUUUAUAUUUUUUGUCUUAGGGAAAAUGCCACUUUAUUGCAUUUUAAAAGGAAUAGUUGAUACUGAUGCAUGCUUUUUUAUUUGUAAAAUUAUGUCUAUUAUGUGUUUCCAUUAUUACAUUAUGUCUUCUUAGGUUACAUUCAUGUUCAUUAUGUCUGGUUAGUUUUAA